Molecule: messenger RNA, 8126 nt
Organism: Salvelinus fontinalis (brook trout)
Lineage: Eukaryota; Metazoa; Chordata; Actinopteri; Salmoniformes; Salmonidae
Product: dnaJ homolog subfamily C member 13-like
Biological process (GO): regulation of early endosome to late endosome transport; endosome organization; receptor-mediated endocytosis
Cellular component (GO): endosome membrane
Source: RefSeq, a predicted model, not a curated record
CGGCUUCCGUCUUUCCUCGGUCUUGUCUCUAUCUGUAUCCUCUCAACUUGGCCAGCUAGAGCUGCACUUGAAUGUGGCCCUACUAGCCUUUAGCUUGCUAACGUUACCAAAGCAAAGACAAAUACACCGCGGCUGGCAAACGGGGUGUGGUUAAAGUCUUGCCAGAAGAUGAAUGUCAUCAAAGACAACAAAGACUUGGCCUGUUUCUACACCACCAAACACUCCUGGAGGGGAAAGUACAAACGAGUCUUCUCUGUGGGCACUCAUGGCAUUACCACGUACAACCCCGCCACGCUCGAAGUCACAAACCAGUGGCCGUAUGGGGACAUCUGCGGCAUCACCCCGGUGGGAAAGGGCCAGGGCACCGAGUUCAACCUUACAUUCCGCAAGGGCAGCGGCAAGAAGUCUGAAACGCUCAAGUUCUCCACAGAGCACAGGACAGAGCUACUCACAGAGGCACUGAGAUUCAGAACAGACUUCUCAGAGGGAAAGAUAACUGGCAGGCGCUACAACUGUUACAAGCACCACUGGAGCGACACGCGGAAAUCUGUGAGCCUGGAGGUGACCCCGGGGGGAAUCGACCAGAUUGACUCCCAGACCAACCGGGUCGUGUGCUCCUACGACUACCGCUCCUUGGAGUGCUUUGCUGAGCUCAACGACUACCAGGGGGGCUUCUGCAUCCUCUAUGGGGGCUUCAGCCGACUGCACCUGUUUGCGUCAGAGCAUCGGGACGAGAUCAUCAAAAGCGCCAUUGAGCACGCGGGAAACUUCAUCGGCAUCACUCUGCGGCUGCGUAAGGACCCGCUGACCUUCGAGGACUUUGUGACGGACCGACUUGGGAAGUACGGCUCGGACGAGUGCAUCACCUCCCUGGCAGAGUUCGUGGUGCAGAAGGUCUCCCCGCGCCACUCGGAGCCCGUCAAGAGGAUCCUGUGCCUGACAGAGACAUGUCUGGUGGAGAGAGACCCAGCCUCCUACAACAUAGCCACCAUCAAGCCCUUUGGAGAGGUGUUUGCUCUCAUCUGCGAUGCGGAGAACCCCCAGGUGUUCGCCGUAGAGUUCAUCAGAGGCCAGAUCAGGAAGUACUGCUCUACAGACAGGGACUCCCUAAUGGCCAGCCUGCUGGAUGGGGUGCGUGCGUCGGGGAAUAGGGACGUGUGUGUGAAGAUGGCCCCCACCCAGCGGGGCCAGCGCUGGGGCCUAAUGAGCAUGCCCGUGGACGAGGAAGUGGAGAGCCUGCACCUCAAAUUUCUGGCAGCACCCCCUAAUGGAAACUUUGCAGACGCAGUGUUCAGAUUCAACGCUAACGUCUCCUACAGCGGCGUGCUGCAUGCAGUCACCCAAGACGGUCUGUUUUCAGAGAACAAGGAGAAGCUGAUCAGCAACGCCAUCUUGGCCCUGCUGUCCCAGGAGAGUGAGCUGCCGGGCCUCAACGUCGAGCUGGAGAGCCACUUUCACGCCAUCCGACGCCUCGUAGCCUCCAAGGCAGGUUUCCAGGCCUUCACACAGCUGCCCAAGUCUGGUCAAGGGUCUGGAUUCACAGAUGGAACGUUCCGGGAGAAGUUGGGGGUGAAAACGGUGAAAGCUCUGAAGAGGAACAACAACGGAGUGACACACGCCGCCGUAGACAUGCUCUGUGCUCUUAUGUGUCCGAUGCACGAUGACUACGACCUGCGUCAGGAGCAACUGAACAAGGCCUCACUGAUGUCUUCCAAGAAAUUCCUGGAGAACCUUCUAGAGAAGUUUGUCAGCAACGUGGAACACGGCACAGGGGCACUGGUGAUCAGCUCGCUGCUAGACUUCCUGACCUUUGCCCUGUGCGCCCCCUACAGCGAGACCAGCGAGGGUCAGCAGUUUGAUAUGCUGCUGGAGAUGGUGGCCUCCAACGGACGCACCCUCUUCAAACUCUUCCAGCACCCCUCUAUGGCCAUUGUGAAGGGAGCAGGCCUGGUCAUGAAGGCCAUCAUUGAGGAGGGGGAUAAGGAGAUAGCCACUAAGAUGCAGGAGCUGGCUCUGAGUGAGGGGGCACUGCCCAGACACCUACACACCUCCAUGUUCACCAUCAGCUCAGACCAGAGGAUGCUCACCAACAGGCAGCUAAGUCGUCACCUUGUGGGCCUGUGGACUGCAGAGAACCCCAUUGCCAUGAACCUCCUCAACAGAAUACUGCCGACGGGGCUGCUGGCAUACCUGGACAGCCUUGAUCCCGUCCCGGAGAAAGACGUGGACAGGAUGCACAUCCGUGACAACGUCAAGAUCGCCACGGACCAGUUUGGUUGGCAAAAGGUGCCUGACUGGCAGCGGGUGGCGGGCAAAGCAGCCAAAGAGGUGGAGAAGUUUGCCAAGGAGAAAGCUGACAUUGUGCUGAUGCACUGGAGGGACAAGAUGGGCAUUGCCCAGAAGGAGCAGGACAGAAAUAACCUGAACCCCAACCAAAAGCCUGUCAUUCUGAGGAAGAGGAGACAGAGGAUCAAGAUUGAAGCCAACUGGGAGCUCUUCUACUACAGGUUCCAGUUGGACCACGCGCGGCCCAACCUCAUCUGGAACCUGAAGACACGGGAGGAACUGCGGGACGCUCUUGAGGGUGAGAUGAGGGCCUUUGGUGUAGACCGCGAGCUGGGCAACGCUAGCGUCAUUUCCUGGAACCACCAGGAGUUUGAGGUCAAGUACGAGUGCCUUUCGGAUGAGAUAAAGAUUGGUGAUUAUUACCUGCGUCUGCUGCUGGAAGCGGAUCAGACGGACGAGUCGGGGUCCAUCAAGAGAUCGUAUGAGUUCUUCAAUGAGCUCUACCACCGUUUCCUGCUCACACCCAAAGUCACCAUGAAGUGCCUGUGCCUACAGGCCCUCACUGUCGUCUAUGGGAAGUGCUGCAAUGAGAUUGGCCCCUUCACUGACACCAAGUACAUCAUGGGCAUGCUGGACCGGUCUACAGACAAACUGGAAAGAGACAGACUGAUCCUUUUCCUUAACAAACUCAUUCUCAACAAGAAAAAUGUGAAGGAGGUGAUGGACUCCAAUGGAGUUCGCAUCCUAGUGGACCUGCUCACCCUGGCCCACCUACACACCAGCCGAGCCACCGUCCCACUACAGAGCAAUGUGAUCGAGGCCGGGGCGGACAUGAAGAGGGAGAGCGAGAAGGAGUGGUACUUUGGGAACGCAGACAAAGAGAGGAGGGGCCCCUUUAGCUUCGAAGAGAUGCAGGAAUUCUGGAACACAGGCGUGCUGACGGCCAAGACGCGGUGCUGGGCCCAGGGCAUGGACGGCUGGCGCCCCUUGCAAGCCAUCCCCCAGCUCAAGUGGUGCCUGCUGGCCAGCGGGCAGGCAGUGAUGAACGAGACUGACCUGGCCACGCUCAUCCUCAACAUGUUCAUCACCAUGUGCUCCUACUACCCCAGCAGGGACCAGGACAAUGCCAUUAUUCGUCCCUUACCCAAGAUCAAGAGAAUGAUCAGUGACAACACCUGCCUCCCUCACAUUGUCCAACUGCUGCUGACCUUUGACCCCAUCCUGGUAGAGAAGGUGGCCAACGUGCUGUACCUGGUGAUGCAGGACAACCCCAACCUGCAGCGCCUCUACCUCACCGGCAUCUUCUUCUUCAUCAUGAUGUACACCGGCUCCAACGUGCUGCCUGUGGCCAGGUUCCUGAAGUACACUCACCUGAAGCAGGCCUUCAAGUCAGAAGAGGCCAAAGGAACAGACAUCGUGCAGCGCAGUGUUCUGGGGCCGGUCCUGCCCGAGGCCAUGGUGUGUUACCUGGAAAACUACGAGGCAGAACGCUUUUCCGAGAUCUUCCUUGGAGAGUUUGACACGCCAGAGGCUAUCUGGAGUAGCGAGAUGAGGCGGAUGAUGAUAGAGAAGAUUGCGGCCCACCUGGCCGACUUCAGCCCACGGCUGUACAGCAACACGCGGGCCCUCUACCAGUACUGCCCCAUCCCCAUAGUCAGCUUCCCCCAGCUGGACAACGAGCUCUUCUGCAACAUCUAUUACCUCCGGCACCUGUGUGACGCCAACCGCUUCCCGAACUGGCCCAUCCGAGAGCCCGUGAAGCUGCUGAAGGAUGCCCUGGAGGCCUGGAAGAGGGAGGUGGAGAAGAAGCCUCCCUCCAUGUCUGUAGAUGAUGCCUACGAAGUCCUCAUCCUGCCCAAGGGUCAGGGACAGCAUGAGGAGAGUAUGAUCAGGAAGGCCUACUUCAGACUGGCGCAGAAGUACCAUCCGGACAAGAACCCAGAGGGCAGGGACAUGUUUGAGAAGGUGAACAAGGCCUAUGAGUUCCUGUGCACCAAGUCGGGCCGCAUUAUUGAUGGCCCCGACCCUGAGAACAUUAUCCUCAUCCUCAAAGCCCAGAGCAUCCUCUUCAACAGACACAAACAAGAACUGGAACCUUACAAGUACGCCGGCUACCCAAUGCUCAUCAAGACCAUCACCAUGGAGACGGGUGACGAGCAGCUGUUCUCCAAGCCCUCCCCCCUGCUCCCAGCAGCAAUCGAGCUGGCCUUCCACACGGUCAACUGCUCUGCCCUCAAUGCUGAGGAACUACGCAGAGAAAGCGGCAUUGAGAUUCUGUUGGACGCCCUAUCCCGGUGUGUCGCUGUUUUAACCGCUUCCAGCAAGUCUGAUGACAUGGCUGUUCAAGUGUGUGGCCAGGUGUGUAAGUGCUACAGUGUAGCGGCUCAGUUUGAGGAGUGCCGGGAGAAGAUCAUCGAGCUGCCCAACAUCAUCAGGGAUCUGUGUCACAUGCUCUACUACGGGAAGGCUCUCCAGCGGACAGCGGCACUGGCUGUGCAGUGCGUCAGCUCCUUCGCCGUGGACUACUUCCUGCAGACGCACCUGUACCAUGCCGGCGUGCUCUGGCACCUCCUGGUGCACCUGUUCAACUACGACUACACGCUGGAGGAGAGCGGCGUGGCAACCAGCCAGGACACCAACCAGCAGGAGGUGGCCAACAGCCUGGCCAAGCUCAGCCUGGUGGCCCUCAGUCGUCUGGGGGGCUACGCCCCGACACCCCCACCCCCUGGAGAGGGAGGUGUAGUGGAGACUAACGGGGUGGAGGGGCAACCCCCGGAGAAUCCUACAAUUCGUAAGAGCCUGGCGGCCAUGCUCACACCCUAUAUAUCGAGGAGGUUAGGGUCGGGGGCACCGGCAGAGGUAUUGAAGCUGCUGAACAGCAACUCCGAGAACCCUUACCUGAUCUGGAACAACGGGACCCGGGCCGAGCUUCUGGAGUUCCUAGAGGCCCAGCAGGAGGCCAACAUCAGGAGGGGGGAUAACGAUGAGAGCUUUGGCUCAGAGUUUGUGUUCAGUGACCAUGGUAAAGAGCUUAUCGUGGGCGAGGUCUUUGUCCGCGUCUACAACGAGCAGCCUGCCUAUCCUCUUGAGGAUGAUAUCCCAAGGAAAACACAACUUCUUCACAAGAACAAGGAACACAAGUACCCCAAGGUAUUUGCAGCUAGCCUGCUGGACUAUGUGGGCUCCCAGGCCCAGUACCUCACCACCCUGCUGGCCAUGUCCCAGAGCAACAAGGUGGAGUCCCAGCAGCACGCAGAGAGGCUCCACUGGGCUGAGAUGGCCCUGGAGGCCUUGCGCAACGUCAUUAAGAACAACCCAGGUUCGGAGACCGAGUGCAUCGGCAAUUUCAAGCUGCUCUUCUCCUUGUUACGGGUUCACGGGGCUGGGAAGGUACAGCAAAUAGCUUUGGAGGUUGUGAACACAGUCACCUCCAACCAGGAAUGUGUGGCCAACAUCGCUGAGUCCCUGGUGCUGUCCAACCUACUGGUGCUGCUGCACUCCUUGCCUUCCAGCCGGCAGCUUGUACUGGAAACCUUGUACGCCUUGACCUCCAACACCAAGAUAGUCAAAGAAGCUAUGGCUAAGGGUGCGUUGAUCUACCUACUGGACCUCUUCUGUAACUCCACCCACCCCCAGGUGCGCUCCCAGACGGCCGAGCUCUUCUCCAAGAUGACCUCAGACAAGCUGGUUGGGCCAAAGGUGCGUCUGACUCUGAUGCGUUUCCUGCCCGGCGUGUUCAUGGACGCUAUGCGGGACAACGCGGAGGCGGCGGUGCACAUCUUCGAGGGGACACAUGAGAACCCCGAGCUCAUCUGGAACGACGGCUCUCGGGAGACCGUCUCCACCACCGUCCGGGAGAUGAUGCUCGAACACUUUAAGCAGCAAAAGGAUAAUCCUGAUGUUAGCUGGAGACUGCCAGAGGAGUUCACGGUGGCGUACGGGGCCGGGCAGGGUGAGCUGGCGGUGGGCGGAGUCUUCCUGCGUAUCUUCAUCGCUCAGCCGGGCUGGGUGCUUCGGAAACCCCGGGAGUUUCUAGUGUCCCUCCUGGAGACCAUUACUGAGCUGUUUGAGACUAACAAUCCCAAUGGUGAGGCCCUGGAAACAGUUACCACAGCGGCGGUGUGUUUGUUCAGCACCCAGACACAGCUGUGUGAUCAGGUCCCUCCCCUGGGACACCUGCACCGCAUCCUGGCAGCACUGACCCACAAGAACAACGCCGUGCCCAAGAGCGCUAUCCGCCUCAUCCACGUGCUCUCAGAUAAUGAGCAAUGUGUGCGCUCUAUGGCGUCUCUGGAGACCAUCGGUCCUCUGAUGAGUGGGAUGAAGAUGAGGGCGGACAUGGCAGGACUGGCCUGUGAGGCGCUCAACCGCAUGUUCCAGAGAGAGCAGACAGACCUCGUGUCUCAGGCCCUCCGAGUGGAGUUGGUGCCGUACCUCCUGCGGCUACUGGAAGGAAUUGGACUGGAGACCUUAGACAACCCCUCGGCCACCAAGGCUCAGAUCGUCAAGGCUCUCAAGUCCAUGACACGCAGUCUGCACUAUGGAGAACAGGUGAAUGAAAUCCUGAAUCGGUCCACUGUGUGGAGUGCCUUCAAAGACCAGAAGCAUGACCUGUUCAUCUCCGAGUCCCAGACUGCAGGGUACAUCACAGGUCCAGGAGACGCGGGCUACCUUACAGCAGGAACCGGCUCCACAGUGCUGCCCAGCAUUCCGCCCCCUGUGGACAAUGACAUUGGAGACUCAGGCUGAAAGACUGACUGACAGGCGGACUGAGAGAGAAGUGCUCAGCCCUCCAGACUGAUCUGCGGCUCCAAGGCUGCAGCUCAGAGACUGCUCAGCUCCACGAAAGAGGGAGGAAGGAGAGGGGCCAUCACAGACUGUCCCCAAAAUGUCUGUCGUCGCCACACCUUCAAAAUGUCACUCUCCUUCCCCCGCCCCCUCCAAACAGCACUCAGUCUUCGUAAAACUGUCUUAAAGCAAAUUAUAAAACUUGUCGUCAACCUUCGAUUUUUGUUUUUGUGCUCCUUUGUGUCUUCUAAUGAGACAACAAAUAGUUUACUUUUGUAUGAAUUUAUUUUUUACUCUUAAUUUUUGUGGAGUAAAAGACAAACAGACUGAAGAUCUAUGUAAAUUUGGACCUGUCUCGCACUCCAUUCUCUUCCUUUCCUCCAUCAUGCCUGGUCUCACUACCCUGCCUGGUCUCACACAUCCUCACACCCCCCAGUCCUGAAGGAGGGUACUCUAUCUGGCCUGGACAUGUGGUCACUGACUGAAAAAAUAUUCACUUUAAUCUCCACUCACCUGUUUACAGGAGGCAUCCAGUCAUGCAUCGAAAACAUUUCCUAAAUUUAUAAUGUUUGUGUCGUAUGGGAAAGGUUGAAAAAAUAAUUGUAAGAAGGAACUCACAGAACUAUGGUGAAUUAAGACUGCCCCUUUUGAAGUGGCCAUAUGUAUGUGUUCGUUGUCUGUUUGUCUUACCCUCACCAUGAUUAUCUUAAUCCAUACUUUGCUCUGCUCACUAUCUAUUUGAAGGUUGUCCUUUCUGCGGCUGCUGAGAAUCUUUUUCUACGUCAUUUUCCUUCCCCAGAAUGCAAAAAGCACUCUAAUAUUUAUAGGUAAAUAAUGGCCUUUACCAACUGAAAUGAGCUUCUGCUAAGACAUUUGGAAAGAAACUGACUCUGAUUAUACAUCUGUGAAAGACUAGUGCAAUUGGGAAAUGUUCGAUGUAUUACGACGUAUAUAAGCUUUCUAUAUUGAAUGUACAUAAAUAAAACAGUUGCACUUGUACAUAAGAUUUUAAGAAUAAAAGGGAACCCACAAUGUUGUUCUUUUCAUCAGAA